AUGACGAAGCCGCAGGAACGCACCAAGGUGGUGGUGCGCAACCUGCCACCUGCACUCACGGAGGAGGCGCUCCGUGCUGUGGUAGAUAAGAUAGUCGGCGGCCGCUACGGCUGGAGCGCAUACUACCCCGGGAAAGUCAGCCUCCGCCGCACGCUGCACUCGCGCGCCUACUUUGACUUCCUGACACCCGAUGACGUCAUCGAGUUCAAAACGCGGUUCGACGGCCAUGUCUUUGUCAGCACGAAGGGCACUCAGUACAGGUGCACUGUGGAGUACGCGCCCUCACAGCGGGUGCCCAAGCCGCCCACCAAGAAGGCGCCAAUGGAGGGCACCAUUGAGAAGGGUGAGGAGGCGACACAGCAGCAGACGCAGGCGGCCGCAGCCCGCUCCCACGCCUGCAUCCCGACGGGAAACAAGGCACACGGCGGCGCGCGCCGCCGGCCGGCC
Messenger RNA from Monoraphidium neglectum, 447 nucleotides. RefSeq lists its product as hypothetical. Gene Ontology annotation, cellular component: nucleolus; cytoplasm. Gene Ontology annotation, molecular function: mRNA binding. The record is from RefSeq and is a predicted model, not a curated record. Lineage: Eukaryota; Viridiplantae; Chlorophyta; Chlorophyceae; Sphaeropleales; Selenastraceae. The transcript is spliced from 3 exons. Gene Ontology annotation, biological process: nuclear-transcribed mRNA catabolic process, nonsense-mediated decay; positive regulation of translation. The annotation marks the transcript as partial.